Messenger RNA from Halichondria panicea, 1554 nucleotides. Its product is annotated as CWF19-like protein 1. The record is from RefSeq and is a predicted model, not a curated record. Bases 1 to 960 code for a protein of 319 amino acids. Lineage: Eukaryota; Metazoa; Porifera; Demospongiae; Suberitida; Halichondriidae. Gene Ontology annotation, molecular function: RNA lariat debranching enzyme activator activity. Gene Ontology annotation, biological process: mRNA splicing, via spliceosome. The transcript is spliced from 7 exons. Gene Ontology annotation, cellular component: post-mRNA release spliceosomal complex.
AUGCAGGACGGACUGGACCUGAGUGCAGUGGGGGCAAAGCCUCUGAGUAAACUGGCCAUGUGUCUCAAGCCACGCUACCAUUUUGCAGCUCUACACCAAACCUUCUAUGAGAGAAUACCGUACAGGAAUCAUAAAAUCCUCCAAGGCAAGCCACAUCAUGUGACACGAUUCUUAGCUUUGCCUCAAGUGGGAAAUCCAGACAAGAAGAAAAGAUACCUGUAUGCAUUCUCUGUCACACCCAUGAGCUCCAUGGACGAGAAAGAGCUGACUCAGCAACCACCCACUGCCACCAACUGUCCCUACACUCAACUAGUCAAAUCUUUGAGGGAGUCUCAAGAGGAGGCUGGGCCUAACUUCUUCUUUGACCAGAGGGCUCUUGAUUCUGCUCAUCGCAAACAGAAGAGACAACAGGAUGGGGGACCCCCUGCAAAGAGACGACCCCCUUCCCAGCCCAGGGGGCUGUGCUGGUUCUGUCUGGGGGGCAAGGAGGUGGAGAAACAUCUCGUGGUCUCCAUCGAAGAUCAUACGUACCUGGCUUUAUCCAAGGGUGGGAUGGUACCAGAGCAUGUGCUGGUCCUACCCAUCGGUCACUAUGCAGCCUCCACUGACGCACCACCAGGGGUUUUGGAGGAGCUUGGAAAGUUUAAGAGUGCUCUGAGGAAGUACUUCAACAGCAAAGAUCAGUCGUGUGUCAUCUUCGAGAGAAACUACAAAUUACAGCAUCUUCACCUACAGGUUAUUCCAGUGACCAAGAUUCCAUCUGAUGCUCUGAGACAAGCCUUCAUAGAUUAUGGGCGGAGUAUGGGGGUGUGGCUUGAGACUGUGCCCAGGGAAACACCACCCUCAGAGGUAACACACACACAUCAUAGCUGUACCAUGUUCUACGUACCAUUCUCUAAGCCUUUUAUAGCCUCGAUUCCAGGCCGAUUAAAAUACGGCCUGGUACCUAUUGCAUGGUGAUAGUGCGCAUGCGUUAGUUUAUUCUCCAGAAUCCUUUCUCUCAUCUAUUUUCUAUCUAUGUACAUCAGCUUAGUAUUGCGUUGUUUCAGAAGGCUUUCACACUAGUCUAAAUUCAGAAGAGGCUCUCAUCUACCUCUAUGACGGUUGUAUGGUCAGGAUGUCUUACAUUGGAUCUGUACAGUCUAUGGGAAGUGUAUGGUGCCUCUUGACUUCUACUUGCGAAGACAACCCGGCUAUAGGACCAUCCUAGAUAUAGUAAAUGAGAGCCUCUUCUGUCUUAAAAUUAGUGUUCAAGCCUUCUAGACCAACGCAAUAGAUGACAUAAGCCACAGCUUCACAGAACUCAGUCAUGGAGAUAAAGUAUUACGGAACAUUAUUCUUAGUAAAUGGUAUAAUUUACGUUCGUAGUACGAUUACCCAUAUUCUGAGUAAUUUGAAGGGCAUGCACACUAUCACCCAUGCAAUACCAGGCCAUAUUUUAAUGCGGCCUGUAAUCGAUGCUAAUAAGCGUAUACAAUAGUGGCUAUAAGCCUUUUAGUUAUCAAUACUUCUCUUUACCAGAAUCUAUUAGUUUUGCUACACACACACCGUCCC